Messenger RNA from [Torrubiella] hemipterigena, 1214 nucleotides. NCBI's taxonomy places the organism in Eukaryota, Fungi, Ascomycota, Sordariomycetes, Hypocreales, Clavicipitaceae. The record is from the annotation of a GenBank genome assembly.
AGCAUGGAGAUUGUUGAUGUCAACAAUUCUGUCAGUUUAUUGAGCUAAUGUCCAUUUUCUGCUAUUUCCGGAUUGUUUCUCUCCAUUUACAGCGUGUAGCGCUGUGCGUUUGGAACGAUGGUGUAGCUUUCGUCGCUGGGGGAAGCUAGCUUAGCUUUUGUCAACUCUCAAGCUAACCGAAUUUGGAUGACUAACGCCACUGGGAGCAUUUCCUUCGCGCCUCCACGCAACAACGGUGUUCGCCUUCGUUAACCUCGACAUCACCACAAUCCAGCUCCAGUAUCUAUUAGCUGGAGCGCACAACGAUAAAUAUGGCAACAGAAACAACGACAGCAGAUAGCGCUGCGGAAGCUAUCCUCAACCACUCGUCACAGCCCUACCACUUCCGAUUCUCAAACUUCCUUCGCGACACCUACCAGGUCGGUCUGCCUGGCGAUCGACCGAUAUGCAAAGCCUACCAAACCGGCAGCUGCCCGAAUGGCACGCGCUGCACCGAGAGACAUGUCACUGAUGGCAAAUCAACGGGCACACAAACAACAGGUGGUCUCAAUUCGCUUGUAUGCAAGCAUUGGCUCCGUGGUCUGUGCAAGAAGGGCAUUCCUUGCGAGUUCUUGCACGAAUACAACCUGAGAAAGAUGCCUGAAUGCAAUUUCUUCAUGCGAAAUGGCUACUGCUCUAAUGGCGAAGAAUGCCUAUAUCUCCACCUGGAUCCCAUGUCGAAGCUGCCUCCCUGUCCGCAUUACGACAUGGGCUUCUGCCCACUGGGACCCAUUUGCUCCAAAAAGCACGUCCGUCGCAAGCUAUGCCAUUUCUACUUGGCCGGCUUCUGUCCUGAUGGCCCUGACUGCAAGAUUGGUGCGCAUCCCAAGUGGUCCAAGACGCUGGAGCCGCCUACGGUUAAGACGGAGAGGAAAGAAGAAGACGUCCGAAAGGAAAUGAUGCAGCGCGCACGGGAGGAGGAGGGUCAACAAAGAGACCAAGACGAUGAUGCAGGAGGUAGAUUUGGGGGAAACCGUGGCCGCGGUGGCGCAGGCAAGUGGAGGGGACCUGGAAGAGGUGGUCGUUUCCGAGGCAGAGGAACGUACUAAGCAUAUGGUGUUUUGGGUACUGAUAGUUGGUGGUGGUGCGGCUAUCACGGGCAAAAGUUUUGGCGUUAGGAGUGUCAUGUUUGCAUUGUCUUGCACGAAGCACAUCGCUACAUUCGGGGCGUUUGU